GACCCUCGCACCUAGCUCUACUCUCAUCGCGCAAUCUCCCUUUCCAUCCGGUCGCACUUAUGUUCGAUGUAUCCGUUAUAUUGGUAUAUUGUUCACAGUUGGAACGGUGAUGGUACUGAUGGUGGUGACGGUGGUCGUGUUGGGUACUGUCGGGCUGCUCACUUGCGUGCUGCAUCACUACAAUCAACAAUACAACCCGCCCGUGCCCUGUCUGUCGGCAGCGACCGGGCCGCCGCACCGCAGGCUUACCGCGCCGCCGCCACCGCUGACCAAGAAGAAAAAAUCGACGACGACGACGACUACGACGGCGGUGGCGGCGGCGGCGACGGCUGUGACGACGACGGCUAUCAUCGCAUCGCCACCACCGCUCUCGACUACGAACGGUGCCCGUCGUACCGGCGGCAGCUGUUGUAAUAGUAGCAGCACGUCCUCGCGAACCGCCAUGUUGACGAUGCGAAGCAAUAACGGGCUGUCCCGAGAACACGACCGGCAGGUCCGAUUGCACUCGGUCCGGACGGAUCUGGAAUUGGACAUGCCGCCCCGAAUUCAUUUGCCGGACGGCGARGAGUACCCGUACGGCAGCAUGGCCAAGUUGCAUUUGCGGAAUUCCGAACAAGAACGAGAGAUCUACCAAAAGUGUAUCAGGGGACCUCCAAACCGGACGAUAUGGACGUCGACUGCGGAAUGUCGGAAACUGUCGCAGCCUCACAGGUCCAGUUCCGCGACCGGCUUCACGUCCCUCUCUACGUCCCUGUCCGAAGUGGACUCGGUCACGAGAUGUAAUAGCGUCUCCUCGAGGUAUGUGUAAGUAUACAUAUUAUACG
Molecule: messenger RNA, 824 nt
Organism: Diuraphis noxia (Russian wheat aphid)
Lineage: Eukaryota; Metazoa; Arthropoda; Insecta; Hemiptera; Aphididae
Biological process (GO): negative regulation of transforming growth factor beta receptor signaling pathway
Cellular component (GO): Golgi membrane; early endosome membrane
Molecular function (GO): R-SMAD binding
Source: RefSeq, a predicted model, not a curated record